Messenger RNA from Capsicum annuum, 1836 nucleotides. RefSeq names its product pre-mRNA-processing factor 17. The record is from RefSeq and is a predicted model, not a curated record. The transcript has a single exon. Gene Ontology annotation, biological process: mRNA splicing, via spliceosome. NCBI's taxonomy places the organism in Eukaryota, Viridiplantae, Streptophyta, Magnoliopsida, Solanales, Solanaceae. Gene Ontology annotation, molecular function: mRNA binding; protein binding. Bases 73 to 1836 code for a protein of 587 amino acids. Gene Ontology annotation, cellular component: catalytic step 2 spliceosome.
GCCAUCGUUUUCUCUCAGACAAGUAGUACAAAACAUAAUGCCUAUUUUCACAAUAUCUGCAAAUCCCCAAUAAUGGAUCUCUUACAAUCCUACGCCGACGAUGAAAUCGCCGAAUCGCCGCCACAAAACCCUAAUCCCCAAUCUUCCGACCAAAACCCUUCGCCGGAUUCUUCCCCGAUCCGCAUACUUCCUUCUAAAUCCGCCGCCCCUAAAGUCGACGACACCAUGCUAGCCCUAACUGUCGCCGGAGGCGCUGCUAGAGCUCAAUCCAAACCCCUUGACCCAACCCAACACCUCGUCGGAUUCAACCCGACUUAUGAACAGCUCUGGGCACCAAUUUAUGGUCCAGCUCACCCUUAUGCUAAGGACGGGUUAGCUCAAGGACUCAGAAAUCACAAGCUAGGGUUUGUAGAGGACGCAUCAAUUGAGCCGUUUGUAUUCGAUGAGCAGUAUAAUACUUUUCAGAAGUAUGGGUACGCUGUUGAUCCCUCGGAAAAUAGUUACAUUGGUGAUUUGGAAAAAAUGAAGGAAUGUGAUGCGAUUUCUGUGUAUAACAUACCACAACAUGAACAGAAGAAGAGGAAAUUAGAGAAAAAGAAGGAAAAAAUGGAGGAGGAAGGUGAUGAGCAGGAUGUGGAUAUGUCGGAAGUCGAAAAUCCGUCGACAGAUACGUGGUUGAUGAGGAACAGGAAGAGUCCAUGGGCUGGAAAGAAACAAGGGUUGCAAGAGGAAUUAACUGAGGAACAGAAAAAGUAUGCUGAAGAGUAUGCUAAGAAGAAGGGUGAAGAAAAGGGCGGUGAUAGAGAAAAGGCGGAGCCUAUGGCUGAAAAGAGUACAUUUCAUGGUAAAGAGGAAAGGGAUUAUCAGGGAAGGUCGUGGAUCGCGCCACCGAAGGAUGCAAAGGCUGCUAAUGAUCAUUGUUAUAUACCAAAGAGAUUGAUUCAUACAUGGAGUGGACACACGAAAGGGGUUUCAGCUAUUAGGUUUUUCCCUAAGCAUGGUCAUUUGAUUUUGUCAGCUGGAAUGGAUACAAAGGUAAAGAUUUGGGAUGUUCACAAUUCCGGUAAAUGUAUGAGGACUUACAUGGGACAUUCAAAGGCAGUGAGGGAUAUUUGGUUUAGCAAUGACGGGUCGAAGUUUUUGACGGCUGGGUAUGAUAAGUACAUUAAGUAUUGGGAUACAGAAACAGGACAAGUAAUUCAAACGUUCACAACGGGUAAGAUACCGUAUGUGGUGAGGCUUAACCCUGAUGAGGAUAAGCAGAAUGUACUUUUGGCUGGUAUGAGUGAUAAGAAGAUUGUGCAGUGGGAUAUAAACAGUGGACAGAUUACACAAGAGUAUGAUCAACAUCUGGGGGCUGUUAAUACAAUUACCUUUGUGGAUAAUAAUAGGAGGUUUGUGACCUCUAGUGAUGAUAAAUCACUACGUGUUUGGGAAUAUGGUAUUCCAGUUGUUAUUAAGUAUAUAAGUGAACCCCAUAUGCAUUCCAUGCCAUCUAUUUCGCCCCAUCCCAAUGGGAACUGGAUUGCAGCACAAAGUUUGGAUAACCAGAUUCUUAUCUAUAGUACGCGAGAGAGAUUUCAGCUGAAUAAAAAGAAAAGAUUUGCCGGGCACAUUGUCGCUGGUUAUGCUUGCCAGGUCAAUUUCUCACCUGAUGGACGGUUUGUCUUGUCAGGAGAUGGUGAAGGUAGAUGCUGGUUUUGGGAUUGGAAAUCGUGUAAGGUCUUCAGAACUCUCAAGUGCCAUGAAGGGGUCUGUAUUGGUGCAGAGUGGCAUCCUCUGGAACAAAGUAAAGUUGCUACUUGUGGUUGGGAUGGUUUGAUCAAGUACUGGUAA